ACUCUGGAAGCUGUUCGCCUCGCUUCCGACAGUCUCGUGAUAUGAAGACAAAGUCCACGCAGUCUCGAAGUGCUGGUCAGCGUGCUGCUGUACACACGGCCACAGUCCUUCCAGCAGACACACACACAGACCCCGGUCCAGCAUGCGUUACUGUAGCACACGUGGAGGGGUGCUGCGCUGGGACUUCCAGGCGGUGCUGUUCUCUGGCUUCGCUCCGGAUGGAGGACUCUUCAUGCCUGAGGAGAUCCCGGCGCUGGACACUGCCACCCUGCGGAGCUGGAGCCGGCUGUCCUACACUGAGCUGGUGCAGGAGGUCUGCUCUCUCUUCAUCCCCCAGCACCUCAUCCCCAGAGCGGACCUGGCCGCUCUCCUCAGCACAGCGUUCAGCCGGUUCCCGCUGGCAGAGGUGGUGCGUGUGGCCAGGCUGAAGGACGGACUUCGUGUGGUGGAGUUGUGGCACGGGGCUACGCUGGCCUUCAAGGACCUGGCCAUGUCCUGCGUGGGGCAGUUCCUGCGCUACUUCCUGAGCAAGCUCAACAGACACGCCACCAUCGUGGUCGGGACCUCCGGAGACACGGGGAGCUCAGCUAUCGAGAGCGUGCGCGGGAUGGAGGGGGUCGACAUCAUCGUGACCUUCCCAAAGGGGCGCUGCACCCCUGUGCAGGAGCUGCAGAUGACCACCGUCAAGGAGGACAACGUGCACGUGUUUGCAGCUGAUGGCACCUCUGAUGACAUCGACGUGCCGAUCCGGAAGCUGUUCUCCGACGCUGGGUUUGUGGAGCAGCACGGGCUGAUGAGUCUGAACUCUGUGAACUGGGCUCGGAUCAUGGUGCAGGUGGCACACUUCUUCUACGCCUACUUUCAGUGCGCACCCUCACUGGAGAACUCACCGCUGCCUGAAGUGGAGAUAGUGGUGCCCACUGGGGGAGCUGGGAACAUCACAGCUGGGUGUGUGGCAGUGAAGAUGGGCCUGCCUGUGCGCCUCGUUGCCGUGGUGAAUGAGAAUGAUAUCAUCCACAGGGCCGUUCAGCUUGGGGAUUUCUCCCUAUCCGAGUCUGUGAAGCACACGCUGGCUCCAGCCAUCGAUAUCCAGGACCCCUACAAUAUGGAGCGGGUGUUCUGGCUGUUGUCUGGAAUGGAUAGCAGCUUGAUGAAAGGGCUGAUGGAGGAGUUCUACUCCACAGGGAAGCUGAGAUUACCACCAGGUUUGCACAAGACGGUCUCAGAGGUGGUGUCCUCCCGGUCAGUGACGGACAGAGACAUCGUGGAGACCAUGAGGAGAUGCUGGGAGGAGAACCACUACCUGCUGUGCCCCCACUCUGCGGUCGCAGUGCAGCAUCAUUACCAGCAGCAGCAGCAGCUCAAACACGCCAGUCUUCCCAGGUGUUGCCUAGCAACUGCCUCUGCGGCGAAGUUCCAGGAUGCAGUGCUGAAGGCGGGACUAACCCCCGAGAUCCCUGCGGAAAUCCGAGCCCUGGAAACCAUGGUGACACACUCCACCCCGAUGAGGAGAGGGGAAUGCUGGGAAGGAAUCCUGAGAGAGAAGAUUGAGCUCAUCUCCAGCACCAGGAAAGGAGGGAACUCCGUGUAGCUCACCUUACACAUACUGGACAAUUUCAGUAUUUUACUGUGGAAUAAUCCAGUUCUGAAAACAUUUAAAAAUGUUUUUCAGAAAUGUAAAUGUGACCCUUGCUGCUUAGAAAAUCUGGCAAAAAAAUAAAUAAAUAAAUAAAUAAAAAUAAUAAUAACAUUG
This is a messenger RNA of Acipenser ruthenus (sterlet), 1753 nucleotides long. RefSeq names its product threonine synthase-like 2. Gene Ontology annotation, molecular function: pyridoxal phosphate binding. Gene Ontology annotation, biological process: dephosphorylation; 2-oxobutyrate biosynthetic process. NCBI's taxonomy places the organism in Eukaryota, Metazoa, Chordata, Actinopteri, Acipenseriformes, Acipenseridae. Bases 143 to 1591 code for a protein of 482 amino acids. The transcript is spliced from 9 exons. The record is from RefSeq and is a predicted model, not a curated record.